Messenger RNA from Eurypyga helias (sunbittern), 639 nucleotides. RefSeq names its product tetratricopeptide repeat protein 39C-like. Gene Ontology annotation, molecular function: protein binding. The annotation marks the transcript as partial. Gene Ontology annotation, biological process: cilium assembly; otolith morphogenesis. The record is from RefSeq and is a predicted model, not a curated record. NCBI's taxonomy places the organism in Eukaryota, Metazoa, Chordata, Aves, Eurypygiformes, Eurypygidae. The transcript has 6 exons.
UGUCAAAUCAAUAGUGCCUUGACCUCAUUUCAUACUGCUUUGGAACUUGCAACAGACCAAAGGGAGAUUCAACAUGUCUGCUUAUAUGAAAUAGGUUGGUGCAGCAUGAUAGAGAUGAAUUUCAAAGAUGCAUUUGAAUCCUUUGAACGUCUUAAGAAUGAAUCCAGGUGGUCCCAGUGUUACUAUGCUUAUUUAACAGCAGUGUGUCAAGGAGCCACUGGUGAUGUCAAUGGUGCUCAGAAUGUGUUCAAGGAAGUUCAGAAGCUUUUCAAAAGAAAAAACAACCAGAUUGAACAAUUUUCAGUGAAAAAGGCAGAUAGAUUUAGAAAACAACUGCCGACCAAAGAGCUCUGUGUCCUGGCAUCCAUUGAAGUAUUGUACUUAUGGAAAGCCCUUCCAAACUGUUCCCUCUCCAACCUACAGCAUAUGAGCCAAGCUUGUCAGGAUGUUGAUGAUUCAUCGGCUGUUGGUUUGAAGAAUUUGCUUCUUGGUGCCAUACACAAAUGCUUAGGAAAUUCUGAAGAUGCUGUUCAAUUCUUUCAGCGAGCUGCUAAAGAUGAGCUGUGCCGUCAGAACAACUUUUAUGUCCAGCCGUACGCUUGCUAUGAACUUGGCUGUCUUCUGUUAGAUAAUCCAGAG